GGCCUGCCUCGCCAUGCAGCCCCCGAGGUAGAGCCUGGACGGCGCCGAGGAGCGCGGAGCGGCGCGCAGCCCGCUCGCCCGCCCGCCCGCCCGAGACGGCCGUCCGGCCUCGCGCCUGCCUGCUCCCUCCAGCCCGGACCCCCCCUGAAAUAUGUUCAGGGGCGCUUGGAUGUGGCCCGGGAAAGACGCCGCCGCGCUGACUAUCUGCUGCUGCUGCUGCUGCUGGGCUCCCAGGCCGAGCGACAAACCUUGCGCCGACUCCGAGCGGGCGCAGCGAUGGCGACUAUCCCUGGCAUCCCUGCUCUUCUUCACCGUGCUGCUCGCUGACCAUCUGUGGCUGUGCGCGGGGGCCCGGCCCCGGGGCAGGGAGCUGAGCAGCGCCAUGCGGCCGCCGUGGGGGGCCGGCCGGGAGCGGCAGCCGGUGCCUCCUCGUGCGGUGCUGCCACUGCCGCCGCCGCCGCCCGGCCAGCCCAGCGCGCCCCCGGGCACCUGCGGCCCGCGACACAGCAACCUGACCAAAGCAGCCCCCGCCGCCGGUCCCGGGCCGGACUGCGGCGACGUCCCAGAACCCACGGGGCUGGACGCAGCUUGCACCAAAUUGCAAUCUUUGCAGAGACUUUUCGAGCCGACCACCCCAGCGCCCCCUCUGCGGCCCCCGGACUCCCCCUCCCGUGCCCCGGCCGAGUUCCCCACCGCCAAAAAAAACUUGCUCAAAGGCCACUUUCGGAACUUCACUCUUUCCUUUUGCGACACCUACACGGUCUGGGACUUGCUGCUGGGCAUGGACCGCCCCGACAGCCUGGACUGCAGCCUGGAUACCCUGCUGGGGGACCUGCUGGCCGUGGUGGCUAGCCCGGGCUCCGGGGCCUGGGAGGUGUGUAGCAACUGUAUCGAGGCGUACCAGCGGCUCGACCGACAUGCUCAGGAAAAAUAUGACGAGUUCGACCUCGUGCUGCAUAAAUACUUACAGGCAGAAGAGUACUCAAUCCGGUCCUGCACGAAAGGCUGUAAGUCCAACUGCCCUGAGGUCAUUGAUGUCACCAACAAUUUGGCUGUCUACAAGGCCUGGCUGUGCUCAGAAUACUUCAGCGUGACCCAGCAGGAAUGCCAGCGCUGGGUGCCCUGCAAGCAAUACUGCCUGGAGGUGCAGACCCGGUGCCCCUUUAUCCUCCCCGACAAUGAGGAAAUGGUAUAUGGAGGACUCCCGGGCUUUAUCUGUACAGGGUUGCUGGAUACUUCGCCAAAGCAGCCGGAAACCAAGUGCUGUGACGUGCAGUGGGUCUCCUGUGAGUCAGAAAAGAAGAAGUUCAAGGAGACUGAAGCCCCCAAAACCCACCACCAGCAAUUCCACCAUUCCUAUUUCCACCACUACCACCAACAGUACCACCACUACCACCCCCGCCACGACCCCCCAGGCCGCCUCAGCCACAAGCCGUCCCUGCUGCCCGUCUCUGGGAGCUCCCGCCUCAGCCCCAGCAGGAUCCGGCUCUAUGUCCUUGUUCUCAUGCUCCUCCAUACCAUGGUGUCCUUCUCCAGCAGCCAGGGUGGUGGGGGACCAGGGCUGGAGGCACUGCCUGCCAUAGAUGAGGGCCUGACUCGGGAAGAGUGACAGUAGGGAGGGAGAUCAGACCUCCACCACACACGACAUCAGCUCCAGCCCCGCCAGGGGGAGGGGGAGGGGGCUCCUCCCGUGGGAGGUGCAGGACCAGGUGGGGGCGGGGAGAAAUGGGGGAUCACACAUCGCCCCCGACCGACCCCCACCCCCAAAGCAGCUCCAAGAGAGCCGCCAGAGGGCCCUAGGGAGCUGCAAAACUCACCCAGGAGAAAAAGGCAGGAGCAGCAGGUGCCUCCCUCCAGGCCCCCGUCUAUGGGGCUUAGCCAAAAAAGCGGGGGUGGGAGCUGGAAAUGUCCAGCCCCACAGAGAGCCCUGACCCCAGGGAAGGAGGCUGCUUACCCAGCCUUGGCCCUGCAGGGAAUGCUGGGGGGCACAGAGGGGAGAAGCUCUUUCCCCCUUCCGCAUUCCUCUUGUUGCCAAGAUCCUUAAUUCCCUCCUGCCCAUACCCCUACAGGCAACGGCAGACGAUGCAAUGGCCCUCCUCCUGCUCCAGUGUUUCUUGUCCCAUGUGGGGCCGCCACCAGGAAGGGUCAGGCGGGGACAUGAGGUGUACGCAGUUGCAGCCCAGUCAGGGCCCCAGCACCCUAGACGUUGAGGUAUCGGAAUGGGGUGCAGACUGAGUGGCGGGAGCGAGUGGAGAGAGGAGAGACGCGGGCGGAGGGCUUGGAGAGACGGCCGAGUGGGCCGUUGCCACUUGGCUUGUGGGAGGCGGCUGAUCAGUAUUGAGGCAGGCUCGAGGACAGCUUCCCAACUCCGAAAGGGUUAGCCUAAGGAGCCCUCUGGGGAAAGAGCACAGGGACUGGGUUCUUGGGCCUUGAAGCAGAAGGCAGAGGGUACGAUGUCAGACUGCCGCUGUCUGCAGGGCCAUAUCUUACAGAAGGUGCACAUAUUUCCAAGGGCCGCUCUUGCCCUGGAGAUCUUGGCCUUGGGGCCAAAGACGUUUCCAUUUCUGAUCUCUAUGGGGAGGAGGGACUUAAGCCCAAGUGGGUCAGGCCUGGCCUGGGUCCCCAUACUCCCCCAUCUUGUCCUAGCCCAGGCCUCCAUGAAGGAAACCCUGGUGGUGUUGCCCCAAGGCUUUCCAGAGAUGAGCCUCCCCGAUCCCCAGCCCGUCCCCAGCCUACCAAAGAGUAUUCAUCCCUUCUGAUCCCUGACCCCAUGGGUUACUAUCCCAAUUGUGGAACCACCAGACUGCUCCUCACCCUGCAGCAGGGCCCCUAAUCCAGACACCCCUGCCCCUUGCUGGAGAAAGUCCAGAAACUGGCAAGAGGACCCGCUGAAUAAAGACAGCGUGCUGUGGUCCCUUGGCUGAGAGACCUGAAGUGUUUCAUUAGGCCAAAGGGCUGCACUAGAGAAGAGACUCAUGGGCCAUUAGCCUUGUGCUGAUCUCUGAGGAGUGGGAGGCCACAUGACCGGACAUCAGCAGAUCAAUAGGAGCAGACAGGAAAGGGAGCCACAGCUGUGUUUCUGGGACUGGCCAAGGGGCUUUCAAUGCCAGAAGGGCCCGUGUCACUGGAUGCCAUGCCAGUGAGUUAAGGGGAGGGGUGGACCUGGAGCUGCAUUAGGCAAAACAAAGAUGGGGAGGGGACAGGGACAGCUGACUUGGCUGGCUGGGGGAUAAAUGGGACACCUCCCUGGCAGAGAAGGAAUCACUCUAGGGCCUCAGCUGGGUCCCCAGAUAGGCUUUGUGAGACUGGGGAGUCCUUCCCUGCCAGUUUUCUCAUCUCUCACAGUGUGUCCCCCUCCUCCCAGCCCUGCCCACAUACAUACUCCUCGUUUUGGCCUUCAGCAUUUCAGGCCUAGCCACAUACCCUAUCCCUAGAGUGCUCUUUUCAGCUGGGGAGGGGAAGAGGUGCUGGCUCCUUUCCAGAGAUGACAUGAGAGACCCUAGGUACUGCCUUCUCACUCCUGUAUCCUCAGGAGGGGAAAAGGGACCAGGAAGUAAAGGGGGAACCUUAGGACCCCAGGGAAUGGACCCUUAGAGACUCCCAUUCCCUCUUCCCCCUCACCAAGUGCCCAGGAGACCCCUGGCUCAGUCCAGCCCAGGGCCUUGCCCAGUGGCAGGGGAAAGGGGCACCUCACUCCACCUCGAAGUCAUUUGACUGUCCCCAUCCACCCCACGGCCCAGAUCUUCCACCACCCCUCCGGCUGCCCCUGUCCUCCGUCACAGGCAGCAGAGCCGGGCAGCUUUCUUAUGCCAUUUUCUACACUGUGCUUCAUGAGUAGGACUUUCUUGCACUAGUUCCUAUGACUGAGUCUCCAAGCUGGAUUCCUAGUAGUCCCCAUCCCUUCCUCCCUCACCUGGCUAUGAUUCAGUUGUCGCCCUUUCCUUGCCUCUGUGUUUCGGUGAGAGUCUCUGUAUGUGUACUGCUUUCUGUUUUGUUGCAUUGUGGGGCAGAGGCCUCUCUGCUCUUGUUUAACCCCAUAAAGAAAUAAAUGGUAAGACUUGAUGAUAA
Molecule: messenger RNA, 4068 nt
Organism: Phacochoerus africanus (Common warthog)
Lineage: Eukaryota; Metazoa; Chordata; Mammalia; Artiodactyla; Suidae
Gene: NALF2
Product: NALCN channel auxiliary factor 2
Exons: 4
Coding region: 152-1609 (485 amino acids)
Biological process (GO): calcium ion import across plasma membrane
Cellular component (GO): plasma membrane
Molecular function (GO): stretch-activated, monoatomic cation-selective, calcium channel activity
Source: RefSeq, a predicted model, not a curated record